Messenger RNA from Mangifera indica (mango), 983 nucleotides. Its product is annotated as ribonuclease 2. Gene Ontology annotation, biological process: RNA catabolic process. Gene Ontology annotation, cellular component: extracellular region. The record is from RefSeq and is a predicted model, not a curated record. The transcript has 9 exons. Lineage: Eukaryota; Viridiplantae; Streptophyta; Magnoliopsida; Sapindales; Anacardiaceae. Bases 52 to 822 code for a protein of 256 amino acids. Gene Ontology annotation, molecular function: RNA binding; ribonuclease T2 activity.
ACCAUUUCUCUGACCAGACGGGCAUUGGAAGAAAGAAAGAAAUUAAAAAAAAUGGCUUCUCUGUCUCUUUCUCCGGUUCAAUUAUUGGCGGUUGUUUUGGCAAUUACGGCGUCGUUCUGUAAGAUUGAGGAGGUCGACGGAACAAGAGACGGACGAGGAGUACUAUUUGGUUAUCAGAGGGAGUUCGAUUACUUCAACUUGGCUCUUCAAUGGCCUGGCACUGUCUGUCGCCGUACUCGCCGUUGCUGUUCUUCCAAUGCUUGUUGUCGCGGAUCAAAUUCGCCGACUGAAUUUACAAUCCAUGGACUCUGGCCUGACUACAAUGAUGGGACUUGGCCUGCCUGUUGUAGGCGAACUAAUUUCAAUGAAAAAGAGAUUUCAACAUUGCUUGGUGCCUUAGAGAAGUAUUGGCCAUCGUUAAGUUGUGGUUCAUCAUCAACUUGCUACAGUGGAAAAGGGUCAUUUUGGGCUCAUGAGUGGGAGAAGCACGGAACUUGUAGUUUUCCUGUCACUCGAGAUGAAUACAGUUACUUUUUAACCACCCUCAAUGUGUACUUUAAAUAUAAUGUCACAAAAGUAUUGAAUGAAGCUGGAUAUGUUCCUUCUAAUACUGAGAAGUAUCCCCUUGGAGGCAUUAUCUCUGCCAUUCAGAAUGCUUUCCAUACAACACCUAAACUUGUUUGUUCGAAAGGUGCUGUGGAGGAACUUCAUUUGUGCUUUUAUAAGGAUUUCAAGUUCCGGCGUUGUGCUGCCUCAAAAAGCUCAUGUCCCAAAUACGUUAGCUUGCCAGCUUAUUCAUCCCGAGGUAGGGCUUCAUGGUAACAAUGCUUCAAUUUUAUGGUUGCAUGAAAACCAUGCUUGCCGAGAUCCUGUUAGGGUCACUGUGUUGUAAAUUUGAUCUGCAAUAAAUUGAUACUCACAAUCAUGUACGAAAUUCUUGCAUUGUGAUUAAUUUAUGAUCUGCAAAUAGUUAUGUUCUUUAA